GUCAUAUCUCUGUCCAUCCUACUCUUCACGUUCCAAGGAAGAAAGAAAAGAAAGAAGAAUGGCAGAAAUGUCAUUUCUGUUAAACUUUCUCUUCCCGCCACCUCCGUCCGUCUACCUGACGACAAUGUCUGUUAUCAGCUUCACGUCGUUAUCUUACAGUGGUUUCUCAGAGGUGAGGGGCACACACGUUCAGUACUCCAAGUUCUGGAACGCGGCCGAGAAAACGAAGGCAUCAACGGUGAUGAAGCUGUCCAGCAGGACGGGCAUGCUUCUCUUGUAUACUCCCUCGUUUCUCGCUGGCCUGGCCUCCUUGGGCCUCUCUUUUGUCGACCAACGGCCGAGAUCGAUCCUGCUUUGUUCGGCUCUAACCGUUCAUUUCCUGAAGAGGGUUCUCGAGGUCUUGUUUGUUCACAAAUACAGUGGAGGGAUGGAUCUCGAUUCAGCCAUUGUAAUCUCCCUCAGCUAUUUCCUUGCAACUGUGAAUGCAAUCUACGCGCAGCAUAUGACUUUGGGGAUGCCCGAUCCACCACUCGACUUGGAGUAUGCUGGCGUUGUUCUGUUUUUGGUGGGAAUUGCUGGUAACUACUACCACCAUCUCCUCCUUCAAAAGCUUAGAGGCAGGGAUGACAAAGGGUACAAAAUCCCCAAGGGGGGCCUCUUUGGCCUAGUGAUAUGCCCACAUUAUCUGUUUGAGAUUAUGGGAUUUGUCGGGAUUUCAUUUAUCGCCCAAACGGUGUUUGCAUUCGCCUUCACUUUGGGGACUGUUGGGUACUUGACGGGGAGGAGUUAUGCCACUAGGAAGUGGUACCUCUCCAAGUUUCCUAACUUCCCUAGAGAGGUGAAAGCUCUCUUUCCUUUUGUUUUCUAAAAUGAGGAGUUAUAGAGUCUUGAUGGAAGGUUUGUAAUUAGAUUUAGAAAACAAAGGUUUGCUAAGCUCAAACGCGUGUGAAAUCCUGCCCAUCAACAUGCAAGCAUUACAGGCCAACAUGGUACACAUGUGAGUAACCUGAGCCUCCCAUCAGGCCAGCCACACUCUUUAGAUCUUCUAUCUCCAAAAAAGAAGAUCUUGGUUGGCGUCUCAACAAGGUACGCUGUCUGGUUUAUCUGAUCCCCAUACCAGAUGUGCACAGCAUGGUCCUUUGCUAUUCCGUAUACAGUUUACGAACGGAUGGCUAGAAAAGAAAUAUGUUAUAGCCUUUCGCUUAUUACAUAGUGUGGCAGAUCUGAGGAGUGUGUCUGCCUGAUUUUGAGCCAGACGAUAUAAUCAGUGUGGCCCACUGAUGGAAAGCUUGGAUCUCCCACACUUUUGCCAUAUUGGCACUUUUGUUGGUGUGUGGAUGGGCAGGAGCCUAUUUUCUUUGCAGCAAUUUAGGAAGUAGGGUUCUUUGUAAGUUUAGAAAUGCAAAUGUUCAAUGUAAAUUUUGCUUUUGUAAUGUGAUUAAUGCAUCUUUCCAUGAAAUGGUUUAGCA
Messenger RNA from Magnolia sinica, 1469 nucleotides. RefSeq names its product steroid 5-alpha-reductase DET2-like. Gene Ontology annotation, molecular function: oxidoreductase activity, acting on the CH-CH group of donors. Bases 59 to 868 code for a protein of 269 amino acids. Gene Ontology annotation, biological process: lipid metabolic process. The transcript is spliced from 2 exons. The record is from RefSeq and is a predicted model, not a curated record. Lineage: Eukaryota; Viridiplantae; Streptophyta; Magnoliopsida; Magnoliales; Magnoliaceae.